Prorocentrum cordatum is the source of this 396-nucleotide messenger RNA. The record is from the annotation of a GenBank genome assembly. NCBI's taxonomy places the organism in Eukaryota, Dinophyceae, Prorocentrales, Prorocentraceae.
AUGCGAGUGGUCGGGAAGCCGCGCUUCGACUUCCACACCGCACUGCAGUACAACUUCUCGGCGUUCAGCCUGCUGGAGGCGUACAGGGAGAGGCUGGCCCCCCGCCUCCACAUCCUCCAGUACAGCAACGGUACCCAGCGCUGGAUCGAGAGCCUGGGCCUCCCCGUGCUGGAGCCCUGGCGGCCCUGGGCGCUCCCGGGCGGCGGGCCCCCCGCGGGGUACCGGGUGCGCUACGACGCGGGCGGCCCGGAAGGCACCUCCUCCUUCACCUACGCCACGCUGCGGGACGCGGGCCACAUGGCCCCGCGGUACAAGCCCCGCGAGGCGCUGCACAUGAUCCGGCAGUUUCUGCGCGGCGCGUCGAGUGCCGCCGAGGCCGCCGAGGUCUUCACGUGA